Messenger RNA from Pteronotus mesoamericanus, 2076 nucleotides. RefSeq names its product outer dynein arm docking complex subunit 4 (gene ODAD4). The transcript has 12 exons. NCBI's taxonomy places the organism in Eukaryota, Metazoa, Chordata, Mammalia, Chiroptera, Mormoopidae. The coding region runs from base 1 to 2076 and encodes 691 amino acids. Gene Ontology annotation, molecular function: protein binding. The record is from RefSeq and is a predicted model, not a curated record. Gene Ontology annotation, cellular component: cytoplasm.
AUGACGGACGCAGAGGACCCAGAAACAAACGGCUUGCGAAGCACCUUUUCCUCUUACAUGGCCGAAGGCGAGCGGCUCUAUCUCUGCGGGGAGUUCUCUAAAGCUGCCCGUAGCUUCAGCAACGCUCUUCACCUUCAGAAUGGAGACAAGAACUGCCUGGUUGCCCGCUCCAGGUGCUUCCUGAAGAUGGGAGAGUUGGAGAAGUCCCUGAAGGAUGCCGAGGCUUCGCUCCAGGGGGACCCGACUUUCUGCAAGGGGAUUUUACAAAAGGCUGAGACCCUGUACACCAUGGGAGACUUUGAGUUUGCCUUGGUGUUCUAUCAUCGAGGUUACAAGCUGUGGCCUGAUCGGGAAUUCAAAGUUGGAAUUCAGAAAGCCCAGGAGGCCAUCAACAACUCAGUGGGAAGUCCUUCUUCAAUUAAGCUGGAGAACAAGGGAGACCUCUCCUUCCUGAGCAAGCAGGCCGAGAAUAAGAAAGCCCUGCAGAAGCCGCAUCCUGUGAAACACCUAUUACACCACCCCAAGGGAGAGUCCAAGCGGAGGGGCUCCUUCAAGAGUGAGAAGACUGUCCGCCAGCUCCUGGGCGAGCUCUAUGUGGACAAGGAGUAUCUGGAAAAGCUCCUGUUGGACGAAGACCUGAUCAAAGGCACCAUCAAGCGUGGCCUGACCGUGGAGGACCUCAUCAUGACUGGCAUCAACUACCUGGACUCCCGCAGUAAUUUCUGGAGGCAGCAGAAGCCCAUCUAUGCCAGGGAGCGCGACCGGAAGCUGAUGCAAGAGAAAUGGCUGCGGAACCGCAAACGCAGCCCCUCACAGACGGCCCAUUACAUCCUCAAGAGCCUGGAAGACAUCGACAUGCUGCUGACCAGCGGCAGUGCUGAAGGGAGCCUUCAGAAAGCUGAGAAAGUGCUGAAGAAGGUGCUGGAAUGGAACAAAGAAGAGGUGCCCAACAAGGACGAACUGGUUGGAAACUUGUACAGCUGCAUAGGGAAUGCCCAGAUUGAGUUGGGGCAAAUGGUAGCAGCCCUGCAGAGCCACAGAAAAGACCUGGAGAUCGCCAAGGAAUAUGACCUUCCUGAUGCCAAGUCGAGAGCCCUUGACAACAUUGGCAGGGUUUUUGCCCGUGUGGGGAAAUUCCAGCAGGCCAUCGACACGUGGGAAGAGAAGAUCCCUCUGGCAAAAACCACUCUGGAAAAGACCUGGCUGUUCCAUGAGAUCGGCCGCUGCUACCUGGAGCUGGACCAGGCCUGGCAGGCCCAGAAUUAUGGCGAGAAGUCCCAGCAAUGUGCAGAGGAAGAAGGGGACAUUGAGUGGCAGCUGAACGCCAGUGUUCUGGUGGCACAGGCACAAGUGAAGCUGAGGGACUUCGAGUCCGCCGUGAACAACUUUGAGAAGGCCCUGGAGAGAGCGAAGCUUCUCCACAACAAUGAGGCACAGCAGGCCAUCAUCAGCGCUUUGGACGAUGCCAACAAGGGCAUCAUCGAUGAGCUGAAGAAAACGAACUACAGGGAUUUGUUCAAAGAAAAGGAAGAGAAAGAGGAUGCUGUGUUGGAUAAUACAUCAAGGAUGGCAAAGGAGAAGGAAACAACGAGAAGAGGGAGAGACGAACCUGAGAAGGUGAUGAAGCAGUGGGACAGAGAGCAAGCUGACCGUGAGAAAGAUACAGAAGAUGAAUCGUCUUACGAAGACACUCUGACCGUCACAGUGCCUGGACAAGAAGAAGACAGGCAGAGAGAGAUAGGAAGAGCCAGCUCCUCAAGGGGAAAAGAACUGGGAGCCAUGGGGAGAGAUUCGGAAGAUGUUGCCAAGAAACUGUCCGGAGAACUAGGCAUAAGAUCAGGAGAAGCAGGCAGGGAAGUACCAGAAGUGAGCAGAAGGGAAUCAAGGGAAAUUUACAGGAGGUCUUCAAAUCUGGAUCAAAAACUCUCAGAAGACUUAAUCAAAAGGGAAUUGGAAGGACAAGAGGAGAGGCUUUCAGAAGCUGGCAGAAGGGAGUUGGAAGAACUGGGGGAAAUGGAAUUGGGAGAAAUAGAAGAAAUGAAAACAGAAAAUGCUGAAGAAAAUGGAAAAAGAUGA